GGCUGACCCAGUCUGACUACAACACACUCACAGACACACUCCUCCGGACCCCAAAUCUCUUUUACCUGCUGGCUCUUCCCUCAGCAUUGGUGUGUGUUUGUAUUAGUGGAGAGGAGCACCAUGACAGACUGAGGAGACAUGGAGAUUGGCUAUGCUGCAUGGAAAUAAUUUCUGUCAGCUGAGGCCUAAUGAGAAAAAAGCUUGGUGGUUAGUUGAGUGGUCAGAGGUGAUUAUGUGUCAGUUGGAGGAGCCAGAGGCCACACUGGGCCUGGACAGUCCUGAUCCGCUGGUGAGAGAAGCAUUUCUGAUGGCCUAUGAUUACAUCGACUAUGUUACCACAGGGGGGGCUGAUGGGACCAUGGGUCCUGCCCCUACAGCCUGCACCGCAGCCUUGCGCCAUGCAGGAGACGAGCUCCUCAACCGGUUCCCCAUCUUCUUCAGACGCUGGCCUCGUGUCUUCCAGGAUGUGACGGAGAACACAGCCUGCACUAUGCUCAUGAGCAUCCUUGAUGAGCACUUCUUUCUCCCUGUCCCUGGGGGGCGCCGCAGGGACCUGGCCUGGAGCGCUGUGCUGUCAGUGUAUGUGCUGGCUGGCCAGAUGGCUCUGCAUUGCCAUGAGAGGGGCAUGUUGGGGGUCUUGCCCCAGCUGAAGGUGUGUGUGGGCGCCUAUGUACAGAGGGUCAUCUGCCCUGACAUACGAGACAAGGGAGGAUGGGAUGGCUUUGUGUCACGCUUUGGGAAGAAGAAGGACUUGGAGGGUCAGGUGAAGAGAGUGUGCCGCUGGACACUGCUGGGACUAGCCACAGGCCUCCUCACCUACCUGCUAUGGAAAAGAAUGACUUAGCCAGCACUGCCUCCUACUGUUCACCAUCAGAAAGUGCUACAUCAGUGUCCUCUUGAGCACUGUAGCUUCUAUAAAGCCUACAGAAGCCAUACUCAGUUAACAUAUCUGAACCAUUUUCAUAUCAUUACAUUGUUAAUGUUUGAUUGAUAAUUGGUGUUGGAACCGGUAAUGCACGUAAGUAUUCAAGCCAUUUCGUCAGUCCCAUGUCAGCUUAUCGUGUUUACACAGCAAUUCAUGGACUUUGACCUGGUAUACGUCACCAACCUCUGCUGUUUUAAACUCUACAUGUAGUUAGCGAGGAUUAAUCAACAAGCUGAUUUAUACUGGAUUUCUGUUAGUGUUGAAAUGACAUUCUUCAUAUUAAUCAGCAUUUUCAGACCAGAGUAAAGAUGGAAACACUUUUAAGAGGCAAAGUACAAGCUACAGUAAAGCUAUUAUCUGGACAAUAUUACUUUAACUGCUUUCAUGACAUCAUUAAGUAACUUACAGCAUCUGCCAAACAUUUAAACUUGUACAUGAUAAGUCAAUAUCAAAAUGUACACUCAUUAAAAACAGACACGUUGCAUAUGCAAGAACUUUUAUUAACAGAACAGUAGACAGAACACUGAAAAUUACAUGUCCACUGCAGAGAGAGAACAGCAAAUGGAACACUGAAAGUUACUUUGAAACAUUACAUUUCCACUGCAGAGACAGGACAGCAGCUGGAACACUGAAUUACUGUGAACGUUAUUUUUCACUGUAAA
Messenger RNA from Paralichthys olivaceus (Japanese flounder), 1587 nucleotides. It is a transcript of the gene bcl2l16, whose product is annotated as BCL2 like 16. The record is from RefSeq and is a predicted model, not a curated record. Gene Ontology annotation, cellular component: mitochondrial outer membrane. Gene Ontology annotation, biological process: extrinsic apoptotic signaling pathway in absence of ligand; regulation of apoptotic process; intrinsic apoptotic signaling pathway in response to DNA damage. Lineage: Eukaryota; Metazoa; Chordata; Actinopteri; Pleuronectiformes; Paralichthyidae. Gene Ontology annotation, molecular function: protein homodimerization activity; protein heterodimerization activity.